GGAGGACGCUGACACUUAAAGGAGCGAGGAUGGGUUUUUUGGAGAUGCAACUUCGGCUUCUUCAUAACUCUAGCAAGAAACGGCUUGGUUGCAGACCAUCUGCAAAUGUAAACAAACUGGAGUGCAAACGAUGCCUUCUAUCUAAAAGCAGAGCACACAGAAGGCUAAGGGAUGUCCAGUCGAUCCCGGUCCUGGAGGGGGAAUUCCACUCCAGGUUUAACAGGACGGUGGCAGCUGAAAUCAGGAAGCAGGUUUCCCGGGAAUAUGGAGGGUCUCCGCAGCUGUCCAAGAAAAGGAAGGGCUCCCAGCAGUCUAUGCCCCUGACUGAGGUGGUGGAGCCGGUGGAUUUCGAGGAUUAUCUGAGCUCGCACCCCCCCGCGGUGGGACCCGGUCCCCUCCGAGAGCUCUUCGACUUCCCCCCGGAUGACCUGGAGGUGGCGCUGGUGCCCAGGGAGUGCAGGACACUGGAGCCAGGGCUGCCAGACGAGGAGGAUGCCUUGGACUCGCGAGUGAGGGAUGCACUGGGAGUCUACACAGAUGACUGGGUCAUUAUCCAGAGGAGGUACCAGCAUUUCAGCACGGUUCACAGCCCCAACACGUCCGAGAAGCAGCGGGAGAGACAGAGAGGCCUGUGCAAGCAGAUCUUUGAGCUGGAUGAGGCUGUGGAUGACCGAGUCAGCCAGGACGAUCAGGAGGACCUGAAGCGUCGCUCCGUGUCUCUCGACGAGACGCCCCGAGGGAGCUGGGCCUCCAGCAUCUUCGACCUGAAGAACUCCGCAGCGGACGGCCUCCUGCCCUGCCUGCUGAACCACACCGCCUCGGAGGAGAUUGACCGACGCAACAAGGAGCAGAGGAAGGAGAGCCGCCACUCGGAGCUGCUGACUCUCUUCCAAGCCCCCGACGAGGAUGAAACAGUGGAACGCUGCACCGUCCCAGAGGUUCCAAAAGAACACUUUGGACAGAGGAUUCUGGUCAAGUGUCUGUCUUUAAAAUUUGAAAUUGAGAUCGAGCCUAUCUUCGGCGUCCUGGCCCUGUACGACGUGAAGGAAAAGAAAAAGAUCUCAGAGAACUUCUACUUCGACCUGAACAGCGACCAGGUAAAGGGGCUGCUGCGACCCCACAACCCCUACACAGCCAUCUCCACCCUGGCCAGGUCGGCCAUCUUCUCCAUCACCUACCCUUCCUCGGAGAUCUUCCUCGUUAUCAAGCUGGAGAAAGUGUUGCAGCAAGGGGACAUUGGGGAGUGCUGUGAGCCCUACAUGGUGAUGAAGGAGUCGGACUCGGCCAAGCACAAGGAGAAGCUGGAGAAGCUGCGAGUCCAGGCUGAGCAGUACUGCUCUCGGCUGGGACGCUACCGCAUGCCCUUCGCCUGGACUGCCAUCCACCUGAUGAACAUCGUGAGCAGCGCAGGGAGCCUGGAGCGAGGGGACUCAGACUCGGAGAGCGAACGCAAGGGCACGUGGAACGAACGCAAGAAGAAAACGUUCGAGCGGAUGAGCAUGGGAGAGGAGAUGGGCAACUUCGCCAGCUUCAGACCCGCUACACUCACUGUGACCAACUUCUUCAAACAGGAGGGCGAUCGCCUCAGCGAUGACGAUCUGUACAAAUUCCUCGCGGACAUGAGGAGGCCGUCGUCGGUUCUGAGAAGAUUGCGACCGGUAACAGCUCAGCUGAAAAUCGACAUCUCCCCAGCGCCGGAGAGCCCCCAUUACUGCCUGUCUCCUGAGCUACUGCAUGUGAAGCCCUAUCCUGACCUUCGGGUGAGACCCACCAAAGAGGUGCUGGAGUUCCCAGCCCGGGAGGUCUACACCCCCUGCACCACAUACAGGAAUCUGCUGCUUGUCUAUCCUCAGAACCUGAACUUCAGCAGCAGACAGGGCUCUGUCCGGAACAUCUCUGUGAAGGUGCAGUUCAUGGCAGGGGAAGACCCAAGCCAGGCCAUGCCAGUUAUAUUUGGCAAGUCGAGCUGCGGGGAGUUUUACAGAGAGGCCUACACUCCAGUGGUAUACCAUAACAAGUCUCCGGAGUUUUAUGAGGAGAUGAAGAUGAAGAUCCCAGCUAACCUGACUGAUAACCACCACCUGCUGUUCACCUUCUACCACAUCAGCUGCCAGCAGAAGCAGAACACCCCUCUGGAGACCCCCGUGGGGUACACGUGGAUCCCGCUAAUGCAGCACGGCCGCCUCCGGACCGGCACCUUCAGCCUGCCAGUGUCUGUGGAGAAGCCUCCUCCCAGCUACUCCGUCCUCACUCCUGACGUGCAGCUGCCCGGUAUGAAGUGGGUGGACAAUCACAAAGCAGUCUUCAAUGUGGAAGUGAUCGCUGCCUCCUCUGUGCACACACAGGACGCACAGCUGGAUAAGUUCUUCACACUGGUGCACGUGCUGGAGGAGUACUGCUUCCCCUUCCGCCUCAAAGACGUCAUCAUCACGGAGAACAACGUGGAGGCCGAGCUCAAGUCCAGCAUCUCCCAGAUCAGGAACGCCAAUCUGGAGACGGCCGUGCGCUUCGUCCACCAGAUCCUCAACAAACUGAUCCUGCUCAUUGUGCGCCCCCCAGUCAUCGGGGGCCAGAUCGUGAAUCUGGGCCGGGCUGCCUUUGAAGCCAUGGCGCUGCUUGUGAACAAAAUCCACAAGGAUCUGGAAGGGAGCCAGGACCAGCAUGGCCGAAACAGCCUCCUGGCAUCUUACAUCCACUACUGCUUCCACCUGCCCAGCCAGGAGUCGGGUCUGCUGGGCAGCAUGAUGGGCAGCCCCCCGUACGGAGGUCCCAUCCAGUGCGCCACCUUGUCCCGCGCCACGGGCCGACCCAGCAGCCUCAACCUGUCCCGGUCCAGGAGCAUCAGCAACAGCAACCCAGACCUGACCAGCACGCCCACCUCCCCAGAUGAGGAGGUGCAGAAGAUCAUCGGAACCAAGGGGAUUGAUCGAUCUCACUCUUGGGUUAAUUCUGCUUACGCUCCAGGGGGUGCCAGAGCUGUACUGCGCAGAAACCACCCCAACUCCAGCUGUGACCUCAAGCAGGCUGCAGAGUGGACUCCAAACCGCAUGUCUGCCUUUGUCAACACCUCUUACUCCUCAUCCAGCCAGGCACGCCAGACCGCCAGAAAGUUGCUCCAUGAAGAGCUGGCACUGCAGUGGGUUGUCAGCACAAGUUCUGUGAAAGAGGCUUCCUUGCAACAAGCGUGGUUCUUUUUCCAGCUCAUGGUGAAGAGCAUGGCCCAUCACCUGUUCCUGACCGACAAGCUCGACACGCCCCGCAAGACCAGGUUCCCGGACCGCUUCGUGGACGACAUCUCAGCCCUGGUGUGCACUGUCAGCACUGACAUCGCUGGCCGCUUCCACAAGGAUGUGGAGCUGGUUGAGCGUUUGAACACCAGCCUGGCUUUCUUCAUCAACGACCUGCUCUCGCUGAUGGACAGGGGCUUCGUCUUCAACCUCAUCCGCUCUUACUGCAAACAGAUUGGAAACAAACUCCAGACUAGUCAGAACCCCAAUGCUCUGACUGCUCUUCGGAUGGACUUCACCCGAAUAGUGUGCAGUCAUGAGCACUACAUCACUCUGAACCUGCCCUGCAGCACCCUGAGCCCCCCCGCCUCGCCCUCCCCCUCCAUCUCCUCCGCCACCUCGCAGGGCUCGGCUUUCUCCAGCUUGCAGCAGGACCUGCGGAUCGCCAACAUGUUCGAGUUGUCAGUGCCAUUCCGCCAGCAGCACUUCCUGUCCGGUCUCCUCCUCACCGAUCUGGCCCUGAUUCUGGAUCCCGACGGAGAGGGGGUUUUUUUCCUGCACAAGAAAGCGAUCGGCGCCGUGCACAACCUGCUCUGCAGCCACGACUCGGACCCGCGCUACACCGACCGCCAGGUCCGUGCCCACGUGGCUCAGCUCUACCUGCCACUCAUCGGCAUCGUCAUGGAGACCCUGCCCCAGCUCUAUGACUUCACAGAGAGCCAUGCCCCGCGAGUUCGCCACGCCUCGGCGCCGGGGGAUGACGUCGACUCGGACAGCGGCAGCAUGAUCAGUCAGUCUGUCGCCAUGGCGAUCGCGGGCUCCCCUCUGCCUCACUACAAGACCCACCCCUUCCAGCUGCCCGCUGUGCCGCCCCGGCAGUACAGCUCGCUCUCCGCGGAGUCCAGCCGCAAUCUGCUGGUCUGCUUCCUGUGGGUGCUGAAGAACGCGGACGAGGACGAUCUGGAGAAGUGGUUCUCGGAGCUGUCCGUGCUUCACAUCAACCGGCUGCUGGACCUGCUGCACCUCUGUGUGUCCUGCUUCGAGUACAAGGGGAAAAAGACCUUCGAACGAAUCAACAGCCUGACCUUCAAGAAGUCUCAGGACAUGAAAGCCCGUCUGGAGGAAGCCAUCCUGGGGACCAUCGGGGCCCGGCAAGAGAUGGUGCGGCGCUGCCGGGAGAGAAGUCCAUUCGGGGGCCAGGAGAACGUGCGCUGGAGGAAGAACGUCACGCACUGGAGACAGAACACGGACAAAGUGGACAAGACCAAGGCAGAGCUUGAAUACGAGUCUGUUGUGGAUGGGAAUCUGGCUACCGAAGCCACGCUGGUAGUGCUGGACACACUGGAGAUCAUUGUGAAGACAGUGCUGCUGUCUGAGACGAAGGAGAGCAUUCUGGGCGGGGUCCUGAAGGUGCUGCUGCACAGCAUGGCCUGCAACCAGAGCGCCCUCUUCUUGCAGCACUGCUUCGCCACGCAGAGGGCUCUGGUCUUCAAGUUCCCGGAGAUGCUGUUUGAGGAGGACACAGAGCUGUGUGCGGAUCUCUGUCUUCGCCUCCUUGGGCACUGCAGUAGCCGUGUGGGAUCCAUCCGCAGCCACGCCAGCGCCUCCCUCUACCUGCUCAUGAGACAGAACUUCGAGAUCGGAAACAACUUUGCCCGUGUGAAGAUGCAGGUCACCAUGUCCCUCUCCUCCCUGGUGGGCACAAACCAGAACUUCAGCGAAGAGUUCCUGCGCCGCUCUCUCAAGACCAUCCUGACCUACGCGGAGGAGGACCUGGAGAUCAGAGACACCACCUUCCCCGAGCAGGUCCAGGAUCUCGUGUUCAAUCUGCACAUGAUCCUCACUGACACUGUGAAGAUGAAGGAACACCAGGAGGAUCCAGACAUGCUUAUUGAUCUCAUGUACAGGAUAGCGAAGGGCUACCAGAACUCUCCAGACCUGCGGCUGACCUGGCUCCAGAACAUGGCCGGGAAGCACUCGGAGCGCGGGAACCACGCCGAGGCUGCCCAGUGCCUGGUCCACUCCGCCGCCCUGGUGGCAGAGUACUUGAACAUGCUGGAGGACUGCCGCUACCUGCCCGUGGGCUGCGUCACCUUCCAGAGCAUUUCCUCCAACGUGCUGGAAGAGUCGGCGGUGUCAGAUGAUAUCCUGUCCCCCGACGAGGAAGGCAUCUGCGCGGGGAAGUACUUCACCGAGAGCGGGCUGAUCGGCCUGCUGGAGCAGGCAGCGGCUUCCUUCCACAUGGGGACCAUGUACGAGGCAAUCAAUGAAGUCUACAAGAUCCUGAUUCCCAUCCAUGAGGCCAACCGGGAUUUCAAGAAGCUAAGCACCCUCCACGGCAAGCUGCAGGACGCCUUCAACAAAAUCAACAACCAGAGCUCGGGCUGGGAGAGGAUGUUCGGGACGUAUUUCCGAGUCGGGUUCUACGGCUGUAAGUUUGGAGACCUGGACGAACAAGAGUUUGUGUACAAGGAGCCUUCCAUCACCAAACUAGCGGAGAUAUCCCAUCGGCUGGAGGAAUUUUAUGCAGAGCGCUUCGGAGACGAAGUGGUGGAGAUUGUCAAGGACUCGAACCCGGUCGACAAGGCCAAGCUGGAUCCCAAUAAGGCCUACAUCCAGAUCACCUACGUGGAGCCGUUCUUCGACAGCUACGAGCUGAAGGACCGACUCACCUACUUCGACAAGAACUACAACCUGCGCAGCUUCCUGUACUGCACCCCCUUCACACUGGACGGGCGGGCACACGGAGACCUGCAGGAACAGUACAAACGCAAGACCGUCCUCACCACCUCACACGCCUUCCCCUACAUCAAGACCCGCAUCAACGUCACGCACAAGGAGGAGAUCAUCCUGAUCCCCAUCGAGGUGGCGAUUGAGGACAUGCAGAAGAAGACGCAGGAGCUGGCCUUCGCCACACACCAGGAGCCCGCCGAUGCCAAGAUGCUGCAGAUGGUGCUGCAAGGGAGCGUGGGCACCACUGUGAACCAGGGACCGCUGGAAGUGGCUCAGGUUUUCCUGACUGAGAUCCCAGACGACCCCAAACUGUUCCGUCACCACAACAAGCUGAGGCUGUGCUUCAAGGACUUCACCAAGAGGUGCGAGGACGCUUUGAGGAAAAACAAGACCCUGAUUGGGUCCGACCAGAAGGAGUACCACCGCGAGAUGGAGAGGAACUACAAUCGCCUGAAGGAGGCGCUGAACCCUCUGAUCAACCACAAGAUCCCACAGCUUUACAAGCCCCUCAUCGCGCACGCCAGCCACAGGAACUCCUUCAGCAGAUCGAGCCUUCGCAGAGUGGAGGGUUGAGAAAGAAAACACUGGCCGACACUUAUUUAAACUAUGAUUGAAGGACUAAUUUUUUUUUUUUUUGGGGGGGGGGGGGUGUAAUGAAAAGGUAACGGAAGGAAACAUUUUUUUUAAAGAAAUUUCCUUUAUUUUAUUGAAUCGCAGCUGGGAAAGUAUUCAGGGUCUGUGUAAAAGUGCCUAUUUUUGAAGUAGGAAAGAGAGUCCAGUAUUUUUGUAUUGCUUCAGCCACUGCCUGAUCAUUGCAGUCUCCUUGUGUGAGGCACACGUAUUCAGAGCGCCCUGAACACGCAGGUCGUUGUCUCAGAAUGUUGCGGAUGAUUGGAACACAGACUCGUCUUCAUUCUCAUUCUGAAAUCCAAAUGGAGAUUCCAUCCUCCGUCCCUGCCUGUUGAAAUCCCCACAAAGUCCUGAAACAUUUUACUAAUCAGGGUUCCUAGCUUGCUUGCCCGUGCAAAUUAUAUACCAUCCUGCAAUCCAGUCCAAAGCCAGCUAUACCAUAGACAAGAGAGAGUGUGUGUGUGUGUACACACUGCAUAUGUAAUCUGUACUGCAAGGUGAAUUUGUGAAGCUUUCACUUAACACAUUAGUCUGAUAUAUAAAACCAGGUUGAUGAUUAAUGCAGCUGUAUUAUAUAGUGAAAUACCUGCUUGCUUGUUCUUUUUAAACCGUCCAUUUUGCUGAAGAAAAAAUGUUUUAGUUCUGAUUUACCUUGCUUGCUUCAGGGGACCGUCCGUUUCCAGACCUGCGUGGCCCACAGCACUACCCUGGUCUCAUAAAAGCGCAGUAACUGUGUACAGGCACGGCACACGCUAUGGUUUGAGCCAGGUUCUGGACAGAGAGGUGUUUCUCCGUAAGAUCACGACGCUGCACGGAUUCAGCCACGCGUUGCGUGCAAACCAGAUAUUAACUGGAAAAACAUUUCUAAAACUGUUUGGGGAAAAAAAAAUGAACAGGGCAAAACUUGAGUCUAACUAACUUGACUUGGCUUGAUUGUGAAGUGCUGGGCACGGAGGUGCAUUCACACUCCAGGCUGCAUUGUAGGAAUAACGAAACGGUAAACUGGGAAAGAGAAUCAGAGUGACUUUCUCCUACAGCGUCAGUUGAUAGCGUCCGGCGUUCGCUGGAACGCGAUGAUGUACCGCCUUUACUGCUCUAGAGAACGAAGGAGUCUGACGCAAAUUAAUACAUGGAGACCCCCAACUGUGUGUGUUCUCACAUCACACUGUGCGCUGUGAAGAAGAGUCACUUUUACUGGUAGUUUUAGUUUUGUUUUUAAGAAACUGAUACCUGAAGUUAUGUCACAAGGGGGGCCAGAUUACUCACAACAUUUCCAUUUAUGUUGUAGAGAUUUAGUUUUUUAGAUUUUAUUUUUUGUUUCUGUCCAGGACACUAAUUUACGUUAUCCUUUUAACAAAGAACGACCCGGAGACGCAUUCCACUGCUCCCGCGGGGGACUGCGUGAUAUCAGGGGACCAGCUGAAUUUGGGAAGAACAGCAGGCAUCUUGUAUUGCACAACAAAGCCCUGUGCUUUGAUUUGCAGGUGCAUGAUGAUGUAUAUAUGCGGGGCCCGGAGAGAUUUCUGUUGCACGGUUUUGUUGUGACACAAGACGUGUCUUUUUUAUUACCUGGAGUCAGUUGCACUGUGAAUGGGAGACAGCGAAAACAAUAUUAUUAAACUCCUGACACGACCCCACUGAAGUAACUCCCAGUGUCUUCAUUAUCCUUCGCUUGCUUGUGGUUUAAAACACAUAUAAUACUGUACCCGUGUGCAUUACCACUUUUGACUGCUGAAAAAUUACAUUCAUUUAAAUUUUAUUUAUUUUUGAAUGUUUUUAUUUUGAUCUGUUUUUUCUGCAGUUCCUGCUUUGUAAUAAAAACGACCUUGUUUUAA
Molecule: messenger RNA, 8425 nt
Organism: Polyodon spathula (Mississippi paddlefish)
Lineage: Eukaryota; Metazoa; Chordata; Actinopteri; Acipenseriformes; Polyodontidae
Product: dedicator of cytokinesis protein 7-like
Exons: 50
Coding region: 30-6533 (2167 amino acids)
Biological process (GO): positive regulation of GTPase activity; small GTPase-mediated signal transduction
Cellular component (GO): cytosol
Molecular function (GO): guanyl-nucleotide exchange factor activity
Source: RefSeq, a predicted model, not a curated record